Molecule: messenger RNA, 3798 nt
Organism: Exaiptasia diaphana
Lineage: Eukaryota; Metazoa; Cnidaria; Anthozoa; Actiniaria; Aiptasiidae
Product: fibroblast growth factor receptor 2
Exons: 14
Coding region: 837-2987 (716 amino acids)
Biological process (GO): positive regulation of kinase activity; protein phosphorylation; multicellular organism development
Cellular component (GO): signaling receptor complex
Molecular function (GO): ATP binding; transmembrane receptor protein tyrosine kinase activity
Source: RefSeq, a predicted model, not a curated record
UUCUUAACAGAAAAAUAGGUACAUGUAAGGUAGAUUGCGUAGCUGUCGAAAACACGUUGAAGGAUAUCCGGUCAAGCUUUCCUUUUAAACGUGUGCUAUUAUGAAAAACACUUUUUCUCGUGUUUUCCAAUGACAAAUGGUAAAUAGUACGGGCCACUUCACGGACGAAAACUAUYGUGAUAAAAAYUUAGGAAAGACUUGAUGAAUCUAGCAAAUGACAUAGUAAAUAGUAGAGGGAGGAACUUGAAGAAAUGGUGAAGUUUGCUAAUUUAUAUUCAACAUUCACUGCACUCAAAUUUCAAAGACCUGCACCUUGGUUUGAGAAAUUGAGACCGACGACAAACAUUUAUAUUCCAUUCACGAGGCGUUGUGUCGGUUGAUGAACGCUUAAGUGGUAUCCACUAACUGAGAUAAUUGGAGCAACCGAGAUAUAAAACAACAACGGCAGCAACCACGGUGUGACGAAAACAUAACAUCAUUAUCGAUGAAUAAAAAAAAAUAAAAAAAUAAAAACACGUGAAAAAACAUUGAUUGYAAAGAAAACAAGAUAAUCGAUAGAAWAUGGAAAUUGGAAAUCUCAUUUCAAAAUAGAAAAAUGGGAAACUGAAWCCCUUAAACAUACCAACUGAAAUGAUUAAAACCCUCAGCUUAAGUAGCAUCAUUACAUUCGAAGCUAUUUACUAAACAUAGACAUUUGAUAUUUAUCAGUGUUAUCUAAACUGAAAACUUGAAAGAUGUUUUGAAACCACACUUCGCCGCGCCUGAACAACAGUUAGUGAAAGACUCACAUCUCAAAGCUCCCGUAAACAAGCAGACACUGUCAACAUUUGUCGAAGAUGCGCAGAAGAAUCGAGAUGGACUGUAAAAUACUUCUAGUAGUCCUUUGUGCUUUAACAGUGGACACAUCUCAACAAGAAGCACCAAAGCUGCUACCACGGACAGCUUCGUUCAUUCACAUAGUGUCAGCAAUGRAYRACGAGCCCACAGUSUUCUUCUGUAACUCCACUGGCGCAAAACCACUGACAUAUCRCUGGCUCAAGAAUAAUGAACCUAUUGGUGUACGCAAACUUGACCCAGCAAUGAAGACGAACUUACCAUAUCUGCGCCUACAAAACCUAGUCAAACCAGACUCUGGUAUAUACAAUUGUACUGUCUCGAAUUCAUUUGGGUCUGUGAGUCGRUCAUUUCGUCUUUUAGUCCAAGCAAAGAUUGCCGUAAGACCAUAUGUUCUGAAGAAUAUUCUACGCAAUACAAGCGUUCAAGUUGGCAAAMACGCAGCGCUGGAGUGUACGGUGCGGUCACUCGGCACAAUACCCGACAUAAUUUGGAUGAAAUGGCACAGGGCUCCCAAAACGUAUUCGCAACUUCAUCUGGAGAUCGAUCCUUUUUCUCGUGAGAUAGUGUCUAAUCACACUUUUUCUCGACCAAGAACUUACACGAUGUCGCCCAGUAAAGAUUUGGAGAUUUAUCACUCUGUUUUGAAUAUCGUCAAUGUGACUGAGAAAGACUUUGGACUGUACACGUGUUGUGCGUCAAAUGAUCAAGGACUGGAUUAUAGGAGCGCCUUUUUACACGAGGAAACGAGAAUCUAUGGUGCAACUUCUAAAGUCACAAACGAUUCCUCCAGCACAUCCGCCUCCUCUAAAGUCCCAAAAGGUCCGCCUAAAGAUCAGAAAUAUGCGUUUCUAAACGAUGACCAAGAAAACGACCCAACACUAAUGAUACUGCUAAUCUUCCUAUCAUGCCUUGCUGGAGUCAUUGGACUUGUUAUUGCAUUCAUCUUCGUUCGUAGAACAGGSAGAAAACAUAGAAAACAAGAAAUCGCUCACGAACUGCAAUUUUACAGCACCGACGUGACUUAUGACUACAGAGAAAGCGGCAMUACCUGUAGACAGACAUCUUGUUCAAACGACAGUAGUUCCUCUUCGUUUAAGAAAAAAACUGCUGCUGAUAUCAAUAUUACAGACAAUGAUCUUCACGAGCUCAUCUAUGAAGAAAGGUGGGAAAUCGACCGUAACCAAAUCACCAUCACAGAUCAACUGGGUGAAGGCGCUUUUGGACUUGUGAUGAAAGCAGAGGCUGUUGGGAUACCAGAUCAACCGAAUGUUUGUCAAGUCGCCGUGAAAAUGCUCAAAGAAAAAGCAAAGGAAAACGACCUCAUGCACUUAUUGUACGAGAUGGACGCCAUGAAGACAAUCGGACGACACAACAACAUCGUCAACUUUCUUGGCGCCUGCACACAAAAUGGCCCACUGUUUGUAGUUGUGGAGUUCGCACCUCAUGGUAAUCUAAGACAGUUUCUCAGAGAUAGAAGACCGUCGGAUGAACGAAAAGUACAGCCUUCGCUAACCAUAAAGGAUUUCAUCUCCUUUUGUUUCCAAAUCGCAAAGGGAAUGGAAUAUUUGACUUCUAAAAAGUGUAUUCACAGAGAUUUAGCAGCCCGCAAUAUCUUGGUAGGUGAAGAUUACGUCAUGAAGAUCGCAGACUUUGGCCUGGCAAGAAACAUACGGGACAUUGAUUAUUAYAGAAAAACGACCAAUGGRCGAGUUCCAACCAAAUGGCUGGCAAUUGAAGCUUUAUUCGACCGGGUCUACACGACACAGAGYGAUGUCUGGACGUUUGGGAUAUUAUUGUGGGAAAUCUUUACAUUAGGUGGAUCGCCUUAUCCUGGGAUUCCUGUGGAAAGCCUUUUUGAACUUCUAAGAUCUGGAUAUCGAAUGCAGAAGCCCCAAAACUGUCCCAAUGAGAUAUACACAAUAAUGUUGAGAUGCUGGAGUGAGAAUCCAAACAACAGGCCAUCAUUCACAGAACUCAAACAAGAAUUCGAUAGAUUGUUAACUUCCAUGACUGACAACGACUAUCUCGUGAUACUGGCCAAGUCAAUCGAUGAUAUCGUAGUKGAGAUUGAAGCACCAAUUUCAGACGAUUCCAGUKGCACAACCCAACAGGACUCCAGCAGUGAAAUAAUCYUAGAGUCRCGGUGCUAGAGUACACUAAAAGGACACAACACUUUGCACCUUUUURUUGUCGUGCYUACAACAAUAUCACCAACAUAAUUGUUUUUGCAAAAACAAAAACAAUUGUAUGAGACACAACAUGCCACCAUUGCUCAUUGCCCGCACCGAUCUUUGUGCAUACUAUUAUGAAUAGACAUCGUAUCUGAUGCCCUAUUUCCAAGAAUUCCYAACAAGGCACAACGUUCACUAUCAAGGAAAACUUCGAUCUUCAUAGUUUUUAUAUGAGGUCCGCCAUCUUGAUAAUUUUAUCAAUACCAUGAUGCACUUCGCCAAGGCACACAUGACGUCAUUAGUGACGACGAGCACUGUUUCAGCGGUAUAGCUGUUAACUUGUACUUCAUGAUUAUUUAUAACAACGGCACUAUUUAUUAUCAUUUUUAUCGUUAUUUGCAGACAUUUUGACCGCUUGUACAUUCGCCAUAAAGAUACCAAUACAUUGAAUAAAAAGGAAUUAUUGCUAAUACAGACCCAGUAGUUUAUGUAUAUAUAUCAACAUAGCGUAGCUAUGAUAUUUAAAAAUUAACCCUUUAAGUGCCGAAUAUGUUUAAUAACCAUGAAUAAGAAGAAUUUAAAGAGAUUAAUUGACUUGAAGUUUUUUUAGCAAGAAAACAGCGGAAAUCGCAUAAAAUUACCCAUAAUGCAUUUGAUACAAUGAYAUAUGUCAGCGGUCAGAGCGUUUGCAAAGGAUUGUAUGCAAUUAAAAAAAACAUAUAUUGAUGCCGUACAUAUGGCGCUGCACAUGUAAACAAUAAAAAACACGGAAAAAUGCAAAAGGAAAUCA